AUGACUCGUGCAAAUCUACCCAUGUUCGUCAUCUUGCAAGACGAGACGAGACGUGCGCAAAUUCCGAAUCCCAAGAAACAGCCAACAUCUUGCAAGUUGCAAGUGGCGGUCAAUCGAUCAUUCGACGGCGGGAUUCGCGGCCCCGAGCCCGACGCGACCUAUCUCUCUCUCUCUCUCUCUCUCUCUCUCUCUCUCUCUCUCUCUCUCUCUCUCUCUCUCUCUCUCUCUCUCUCUCUCUGCCUCCCCUUCCCCUUCUUCAUUCUUUGUAUGCAGGUGGAUUCGAGAGAUGACGCCGCCGUGAAGACCGCGAUGCAUUCGAGCUUGUGCUGCAUGCAACAGCGACAGGGUCUGUCUGUCAGCUGCGUCUACAGGUACACUACCUUCUCGACGCGUCGUGACGGUGGAGUCAGGGGGAACCGCAAAACAGCCUCAAUCAGUGCUGAAGCCACGCGGGAGGGGAGACCAGCCGCAAAGCUCCACCGGGAGCGCGCUUGUUGUUGGAGUAGUGUACGGAUAGAGGGUCCAUGAAGAAGAAGUUUGAGAUCCCGCCGCUGUAGAAUCUCCAAUUCCAAAACCAAAAAGUCAGCCUCCUUUCGGGAAAACCAAAGAGACUACGCUAUGGAUACUAGGUUCUCAGAACCACUUGCCCCGCAAAGAAGGCUGGACGACCGUUGCAACACUCGUACAUUUCCCAUCCACC
Messenger RNA from Colletotrichum destructivum, 700 nucleotides. RefSeq lists its product as uncharacterized. The record is from RefSeq and is a predicted model, not a curated record. The transcript has a single exon. The coding region runs from base 1 to 528 and encodes 175 amino acids. NCBI's taxonomy places the organism in Eukaryota, Fungi, Ascomycota, Sordariomycetes, Glomerellales, Glomerellaceae.